Messenger RNA from Toxotes jaculatrix (banded archerfish), 2796 nucleotides. RefSeq names its product 6-phosphofructo-2-kinase/fructose-2,6-biphosphatase 4b (gene pfkfb4b). Lineage: Eukaryota; Metazoa; Chordata; Actinopteri; Toxotidae. Gene Ontology annotation, biological process: fructose metabolic process; fructose 2,6-bisphosphate metabolic process. The record is from RefSeq and is a predicted model, not a curated record. Gene Ontology annotation, cellular component: cytosol. Bases 84 to 1508 code for a protein of 474 amino acids. Gene Ontology annotation, molecular function: ATP binding; 6-phosphofructo-2-kinase activity; fructose-2,6-bisphosphate 2-phosphatase activity. The transcript is spliced from 14 exons.
CCUGCUGAAUCAGACUGCCAGGACGAGAUCUCACUCCCUCAGUUUGUCGCUAGCAGGGUAACAUCAAUGAUCCAACAUCCACAAUGUUAGACAACGAAGACUUUGUGUUGGAGACUUCUCCGCGGGAGCUGACCCAGAACCCGCUCAGGAAGAUCUGGAUGCCGUGCAAAAACGGACACAUAGCUCAGAGACGGGUGUGUAUGACAAAUUGCCCGACCCUCAUUGUGACUGUUGGACUUCCAGCCCGAGGGAAGACCUAUAUUUCAAAGAAGCUCACUCGCUACUUAAACUGGAUAGGUGUGCCAACGAAAGAGUUCAAUGUCGGCCAGUAUCGGAGGGAGUGUCUGAAGAUCUACAAGUCCUUUGAGUUUUUCCAUCCAGAUAAUGAAGAAGGCUUAAAAAUCAGACGUCAGUGUGCGAUGGCAGCACUCAAUGAUGUUCGGCAGUACCUGAGUGUUGAAGGAGGACAGGUGGCGGUCUUUGAUGCCACAAAUACAACGAGAGAAAGACGAGGGACCAUCGUCAAGUUCGCUGAGCAGAAUGGGUUCAAGGUGUUUUUUGUGGAAUCUGUGUGUGAGGACCCAGACGUCAUUGCACAAAAUAUAGUGCAAGUGAAGCUGGGCAACCCAGACUACAUUCACUGCAACACAGAUGAGGCCAUUGAGGACUUCAUGAAGAGAAUCGAGUGUUACGAGUCCUCCUACCAGCCUCUGGAUGAGAUUCUGGACAGGGACCUGUCCUACAUAAAGAUCAUGGACGUGGGUCGUCGUUACCUGGUGAACCGUGUACUUGACCACAUCCAAAGCCGAAUCGUCUAUUACCUGAUGAACAUCCACAUUACACCUCGCUCCAUCUACCUGUGUCGCCAUGGUGAGAGCGACCUCAAUGUCAGGGGAUGCAUCGGAGGAGACUCUGGCUUGUCUGCCAGAGGAAAAGAGUUUGCCAGAAGUCUGAGGAAAUUCAUCCAAGAUCAGGAUAUCAAAGAUCUGAAGGUGUGGACCAGCCAGAUGAAGAGAACAAUCCAGACAGCAGAGUGCCUGGGAGUGCCAUACGAACAGUGGAAGUCUCUCAAUGAAAUAGACGCCGGUGUGUGUGAGGAAAUGAUGUAUGAGGAGAUUCAAGAGCAUUACCCCCUGGAGUUUGCACUGAGAGACCAAGACAAAUACCGCUACCGCUAUCCCAAAGGAGAGUCAUAUGAAGACCUGGUUCAGCGACUGGAGCCUGUGAUCAUGGAGCUGGAGAGACAGGAGAACAUCCUAGUCAUUUGUCACCAAGCUGUGAUGCGCUGUCUUCUGGCUUAUUUCCUGGACAAGACUGCAGAUGAGUUGCCUUAUCUUAAGUGCCCUUUGCACACCGUGCUGAAGUUGACCCCUAUGGCAUACGGAUGUAAAGUGGAGUCUGUCUAUUUAGGCGUGGAAGCUGUGAACACCCACAGAGACAGACCAGAGAACGUGAACGUGCAGCGCAGCACAGAAGACGCUCUGCAGACAGUCCCAGCUCACUUCUAAUCUCCUGCACUUCCUGUCCUAACGGUGCUGUUCAACUGCCCGCCCUGGCAGCUUCUUCACUGAUCUGGAGAAAUAAAUAUCUUCCCAGAAUCCAACUAUAAAGCACUUUUACUCAAUAUAAUCCAUUUUUAUACAUUUGUUUGUCGUGAACUGUACUGUUACUGUAGCUUGAAAAUGUCAAUAUUUUUGAUAUGUGGGUCAACUGUUAUCUAAUGUAUUCCCUUAACUUUUGCCCUCUUUUUCCAUGAUUACAUUUAAUAUCUACUCUGUAUUGUGCACUGUGUACAUUGCCAUAUGCUUCCAGUGUUUGUGAAGAUGUUUUUCUUGUAUGAAAAACAUGUAUCGUAACCCAAAAAAGACUAAGGAGACUGCAGCCGCUUCAGUUAAAAUGCUCUUGAUCAAGUUCCUUAUUCUCUGACUACUGUGAAACUUUUCAAAAGACAUAAACAAAUAUUUUAAUUUUGUUAUACAGUGUUUUCACUUCCUGGUUGUUGAUUUAUAUACAGUAUAUAAAAAAAUGAGCCAGACUUUGUGCUCAGUGUAGCCACUGAGUAAAUCUCAAAAACAUUCCAGAGCCCCAUGAAAAUACUGCCAGGGGUAGAAACAACAUUGUAAAUGCAACUAACACGUUUAUCGUCAAAUGUAGCUCAUGUUCUGUGACUCAAAAGUCCAAGCAGAUUUUGGACAUGAACUUUGAUACAGUGAAAUAUGAGAAAUAUUCACUCUUCAGUAUGACACUUAAAAGGGUACUGUAUUACUAACUGAUUAUUUCGUUAUUCAAAUCAAUACCUGGUUUUACCUUGGAGUUUAAAAUAAGGUACUGUGAGAACUGUAUACGCAUGUUUGUUUGGUGAAAGUUUUGUAUGUAUUAUAUGGUAUGUCCAUUUUUUGUUUUGUUUUUUGAGAACUCUGUACAAUUUCUGUAAUAUACAUUUGAUGUUGUAUAUAACUGUUCUGAAAAUAUAAUUCCAAAUGCCUUGUGUGUCUUCAGCUGGCAAAAAUCUCAAUAAACCCUUAAUGUUUGGGGGAAAAACAGAGCUUCUGCUUUUGCAUCAUAACUUCAGAAAAGCACAAAGGAUUUGAAAAAAUAUCACUAAAAUAAAAAGGAUAAUGUUUUUAUUUAUCGUCACUGUCAUCAAGUAUAUUUAUUUUAAUUAUCCAUCUACAAUAGGGUCUACUCUGUGUGCUAAAAUAAUAAACGUUUACUGGUUGAUUGCCUUUGUAUUUUAAAGUCUGUCGUAACAAAACAUAGCAAAAUGAAAUUUAUGUGCAUAUAAUAUAUAUAUUU